GCGGACUGUGAGAACACCGCGAAAUUGAUUGAAUCCGUGCAAACGGUACUGAAAGCAGUAAAGAAAGAGCUGCAAUCGAAAAUUGAUCGUUUGGAAGCGGUCGAAAAUCAGCGAACCACUAUUCUUGGAUUACUUCAAUCCGUUCAGGCGGCAGCUAAUGAGGCAAAAAGUUUGCAAGAAAAAUGUGUGAAGAAAGCGCUGGAUAACGAUGAGCAGCGGAUCUCUGUAUCAAGCGAUGAUGAUAAUGAGAUGAAACAGUCUACUUCGGUUCCGAACAGCCUUCUCGAUCAGUGA
Gongylonema pulchrum is the source of this 294-nucleotide messenger RNA. The record is from the annotation of a GenBank genome assembly. NCBI's taxonomy places the organism in Eukaryota, Metazoa, Nematoda, Chromadorea, Rhabditida, Gongylonematidae.